Messenger RNA from Carassius gibelio (silver crucian carp), 3193 nucleotides. Its product is annotated as E3 ubiquitin/ISG15 ligase TRIM25. Gene Ontology annotation, molecular function: zinc ion binding; protein binding. The record is from RefSeq and is a predicted model, not a curated record. NCBI's taxonomy places the organism in Eukaryota, Metazoa, Chordata, Actinopteri, Cypriniformes, Cyprinidae. The transcript is spliced from 7 exons. Bases 181 to 1803 code for a protein of 540 amino acids.
AAAAACCAAGAGAAAUGAAAGCAACCAAACCUAUUUCCUCACAAUACGCGUGACAUCAUCCGCUGUAAUAGAUCCGCUGCACUGUUCUUUGGGGCGAAGCUAUAAAAGCAAAUGCUGUUUUGAGGUGUAUUUCUCUCGAGCUCUUAUUACGGGACAGAAGUAAAAAAUCACUGGAAAGAAAUGGCAGAAUCAGCAGCAAGUCGGUUUGUGGAUCAGUUCAGCUGUCCAGUCUGUUUGGAUGGACUGAAGGAGCCGGUGACGAUUCCCUGUGGACACAGUUACUGUAUGAGCUGCAUUACUGACUGCUGGGGCCAGGAGGAGCAGGGACCGCCGUACUGCUGUCCCCAAUGCAGAGAGAGCUUCAGUCAGAGACCUCUACUGAAGAAGAACACUCUGAUAGCGGAGAUGAUGGAGACGCUGCAGAAGACGUCUCUACAAACGGCUGCUGUGGAGUGUGAUGUUUGCACUACAGAGAAGAGCAGAGCUGUUAAGUCCUGUCUGCAGUGCUUGGCCUCCUUCUGUCAAACUCACCUGCAGCUUCACUAUCAAUCUCCUGCGUUUAUGAAGCACAAACUAGUCGAAGCCUCUAGAAACAUUCAGGAGAACAUCUGCCCCAGUCAUGGGAAACUUCUGGAGAUCUACUGUCAGGACGACCAUCAGUGCAUUUGUUGUUUGUGUACUGAUGAUCAUAAAGGACACAGUGUGGUGUCUGUGGAUUCAGAAUGGACUAGGAAAAAGGAAGAGUUAAAGGAGUUAAAAGAGACGUGCCUCAAACUGGUCCAGGAACGAGAGAGAGGGAAGCAGGAACUCAGUGAAGCUCUGAAGCUUCUUAAAAGUUCAGCGCUAGAAACCAUGGAGAACGUCGAGAAGGUCUUCACUGAGCUCAUCUGCUCUCUUGAGAAGAAACGCUCUGAGAUUAAAGAGCAGAUCAGAGCUCAGGAGAAGAAUGAGAUAGAUCGAGCAGAGGAACUUCACAGACAUCUGGAUCAAGAGCUGACAGAACUCAGAAAAAGACAAGCUGAGAUUGAAAAACUUCUGAUUACUGAGGAUCAGGUCAAUUUUCUGAAGAGCUGUCAAUCUGUGUGUGUUUUACCGACAUUUGAAAACGUUCCCAUCACUCAGCACACUCACCUGUAUUUUAAAGAUGUUUCAAUCUCAAUAUUUAAGGAGGUUUUGGAGGACGUCUGUCAACAACAAACAGCGAAAAUAUCACAACAAGUGUCAAAAGUCUGUGUUGCCAAGACCCAAAAUGAUUUUUUGCAGUAUUUCUGUGAUCUUCACCUGGAUCCAAACACUACAAACAAUGCCCUCAAACUAUCUGAGGACAAGAGGAAAGUAUCAUUUACAUAUAAAAAACAGCAUUAUCCUGAUCACCCGGAGCGAUUUGAUAGAUAUGUGAAUGUCAUGUGUCGAGAAGGUUUGUGUGGUCGUGGUUACUGGGAGGUCGAGUGCACUGGAAAGCAAUGGGCUGUAGCAGUUUGUUACAAAGGAAUUGGACGUAAAGGAGACAGUGAUGAGUGUAGACUUGGUGACAACAAAAAGUCCUGGCGUUUCAGCUUUUAUCUACAAAAUUUCUAUUUCACACAUGACAAAAAGAAAGUCUCAGUCCCUGCUGUCUGCUCCUCUAGAGUAGGAGUGUAUCUGGAUCAUGGAGCAGGAAGUCUUUCCUUCUACAGUGUCUCUGACAAAAUGACCCUCCUUCACAGAGUCCAGACCACUUUCACUGAACCCUUAUACCCUGCGUUUUUUGCUGGCUAUGGCUCAUCUGUCAGGAUCAUAGAAGAGCAGAGUUUAAAAAUAUAAUUCAUCAGAAAAUAUUAAAUAAAUAUUUUAGGGCAUUGGUUCCCUUGUUCCUGGAGGCCGCCCAACACUGCACAUUUUGUGUCGCUCCUUUGUUUGACACACUCAUUUCAGAUCUUGGAGUCUCUACUACUGAACUGAUGAUCUGAAUCAGGUGUGUCUAAGGAAACCUAUAAUGUUGGGGGGCUUCAGUAACGUGGUUUGGAACCACUGGCUCAGGGCAUCCAUUUGGCAGGUGUGGCACUAGGAUGGGGCUUGAUGGGGGUAUAGAUCCAACAGAAAAUUUAAACGAAAAAGCACAAGUGUAAACGUAUCAGUCUGAAGUUCAGGAUGGACAGGAAGAACUGCUGUCUGUCUUCACCAUAAACUGUAUAAAAGGUCGUCACACAGAGUAGCAACUCUUAAAAAAAUAACUUAAGGAAAUAGUUUUAUGAAUUGUCUGAAAUAUAUCUUUUGUAAAAAUAAAUAAAUAAAAAAUUUGAAUUUACGUUUUCCUGCAAUGACACUUGAUGGUCAAAAAAUGUGUAAAUAAAUGCAUAAUAUAUAAAUAUAAAAUAAAAAAACAUUGGAAACGAAAGCUGAGUUUAUCUGCUUACUUACCUUAAACAUCCGAGUAUGUCACGACCUACUUUCUGGAAUACCCCCCAGAAGCACUUUGAACAGAACACCUGGCAAUUGAAAAUGUCUAUAUGUAAAAAAAAUCUUUAUGAAAAAUUUCAGCUGCUCAUUUUAGUUUUGAGCUCUGGGGAAAGGAGCAGAUAAUUAUUGGCUCACAGCAACCUACAGCUGAAGACACAUAAAAUAGUCCUCAACAGACAACGGAACAGCCAUUGUUGGGUUGUUAAAAAAGGUGCGCUCAUUCAAAACAGCUGCGUUCGAUCCUUCGCUGCCUGGGUUGAUUUAAAUCUAGCUUUUCUUUUGUGUUUGUGUCCCAAGUUCAGUGACGCAGCAGUGACGAUUCUCUCCGGCCAAUCCGUGAUCAGCAGAGUUUACACGUCACGGUUUGGUAACUGUAUGUUUCACUUGGACCCUCACCCGAAGUGGUACUAAAAAAAAGUACCAGGUAGCUACUGUACCCUGUGGAAAACCCCCCAAAAGUGGGCCGUACUGAACAGUGCCUAAACCUAACAUUACAGUAAUCCAAAUACAGUAAGGUUCAGUUUGAGAAAAUUGACCAGUUUGUGGUCAGGUAGGAUAAUCUGACAGGUAGGAUGAAAUAUCUGCACAUGUGCUCUGUGUGUAAAUAACUUACAUAGGCUUGUGUAAAUUGUGUAAACUGCAUUUUUGUAAAUAUUCUAUAUAAUAUAUUAAUAUUUAGUACUGGAAUGCCCAGUACCACAAUAAAUCGCAGUCUGUCUUACACAUUUGACUAAUAAAAUGUAUUCUGACUGAA